Molecule: messenger RNA, 4592 nt
Organism: Coregonus clupeaformis (lake whitefish)
Lineage: Eukaryota; Metazoa; Chordata; Actinopteri; Salmoniformes; Salmonidae
Gene: nrg1
Product: neuregulin 1
Exons: 9
Coding region: 883-3021 (712 amino acids)
Biological process (GO): activation of transmembrane receptor protein tyrosine kinase activity; animal organ development; cell differentiation
Molecular function (GO): chemorepellent activity; protein tyrosine kinase activator activity
Source: RefSeq, a predicted model, not a curated record
UGUGAUUCGUUGCUAUUCCCCCUAAUUGGAUCAAGUACAUACUUGCUUAGCUGGGAGCAGCCUAGGAAGAGUGCGUGGACGAUACCUCACAGAGUGGGAGAGAGCGUGUAGAGAGAGAGAGAGAAAUAGUAAGAGAGAGAGAGAGAGAGAGAGAGAGGCUGAAGGGGAGGGAAGAAAAGAGGAGUGUCCUUCCGCGUUGUACGAGCGUGUUUCUCUCUCCACUAAUGAUCUGUUUCUCCGGCGCUGCUGAGAGGAAGGGCACCUGCUGCUCCCUGAUGAUUCAGCCCCUCUAGGCUGCUGCUUGAGCAGACAGACAGACCGACCGACUGACAGACAGACAGACAGACAGCAUGUCGCUCCUGCCACUGCAGUGCCUGUCUGCUGUGUCCCAUCCUCUGUAGCCGCAUCCUGCCCAUAGCGUUUCCACAGCAGCCGGCUCCACUCUUCCAAACCUCAGGUGAGUGAGCACACUACUGGCCCUACCCAGGGAACUGUACUGAACUCGACUGAACCAUGCCAGAGAUCUAAGGGAAGAAACCUCUUCUGUCUUCUACUUUUGUUGUAGCUCAGAAUUUGAUGGUUCUAUUUCUGGACUUGUUUUCGUGUGUACACGUUUCCCGUGAGAAUGCCGUGAGAGCGAACCUGCGAAGAAAAACUAUUUCUCCCCGGCACGGAAGUCUUGUCGGUUUACUUCCCAGACGUUAACAAGGUUACCCCACACUGCCGUGAUAAAGCAUCCUCCUUCUCCAUCUCCCACCCAACCCCCACCACUGUGAUCUGAUAAUGGACAAUACACUUUACGAUACCAGCCAGCUGCCGUGCUCUUUGAGUUGAGAGUACAGGCGUCCAGAGAUCCUUCAUUCAGAGAGAGAGAGAGGGAGGAUGACUGAGGGAGUAGAGGCGGUGGACUCCUCCGCCGGACUGGUCGCCCUUCCCAGAUCAGCAUCCCCCACCCUCUCCUGCGCCGAUCCAGGACGAGCCCCAGAGGAGGCUGAGUCUGCAGCAGGUGGAGAGGGCGGGGAGGAGGGUGCCGAGGGAGGCGACGGAGGCCGAGCAAGGCCCCUAGGAUUCUUGGGCUUGGCAGGGACCUGCUGUGUGUGCGUAGAGUUGGAACAGGUGCGUGUUUGCUUGCGCUCAGAGAAGAUCUGCAUCCUCCCCAUCCUGGCCUGCCUGCUCAGUCUGGCCCUUUGCACCGCCGGCCUCAAGUGGGUCUUUGUGGACAAAAUCUUUGAGUACGAGCCGCCCACCCACCUGGGCCCAGAUCGCAGAGGACAAGACCCCAUCUAUGUUGACCCCACAAGGGAUCUGCCAGUGUCAUUUCCCCAUCCCUCCUCCCCUGUCCCCACACCGACGACGACCACCACCACAGGACAACCUGAGGUCAUAGUAGAGGGAAAACCCACCGGAGGACCCAGAGUAACUCAAUACACCCCUACCUCUGCAUUGAGGUACCGCACGGGCCUGCCCACACAGCCUGGGCCCCCUACCACCCCAAAACCAGUGAGCAAGGGAACGCCAACCGCCUACUCCCAAACUACUGUGGAAUCUAAUGACAUUAUUGUCCCCAAGUUCUCUGCCACCAGCACCACCCCUGCAGCAAAGACCUCCAGCCAUAUGACGGCCUGCAGCGACAGCGAGAAGAACUACUGCGUGAACGGAGGGGAUUGCUUCACCCUGGAGGUCACCCCCGGCAGCACCAAGUUCCUCUGCAGGUGUCCAAAUGAAUUUACUGGUGAUCGCUGCCAAAACUACGUAAUGGCCAGUUUCUACAAACAUCUUGGGAUUGAAUUUAUGGAAGCAGAGGAGCUGUAUCAGAAACGUGUAUUAACAAUAACAGGGAUCUGCAUUGCACUCCUAGUGGUUGGAAUCAUGUGUGUGGUUGCCUACUGCAAAACAAAAAAGCAGAGGAAAAAGCUCCAUGAUCGUCUGAGGCAGAGCCUACGAAAUGAGAGAAACACCAGGGCCAGUAUGGCCAAUGGUCCUCAGAUUAAUAACACUCCCCUUGAAAACGUCCAGCUUGUCAAUCAAUUUGUGUCUAAAAAUGCAUUGCCUGCGCAGCAUGUAAUCGAGAAGGAAACGGAAACGUCCUUUUCCACGAACCAGUACACAUCAUCUGCACAUCAGUCCACAACGGUCACCCACACCUCCAGUCAAAGCUGGAGUAACGGCCGCAGCGAGAGUGCCCUCUCCGACAGCCGCUCUGUCUUGGUGAUGUCAUCGGGAGAGAACAGCCGGCAAGCCACACCCAGCCACCGGGGUCGUCUGAACGCCACGGGUGGCGCCAGAGACCUGAGUGCCUACCUAAAGAACUCUGGAGACACGCCAGACUCCUACAGGGAUUCUCCGUACAGUGAGAGGUAUGUGUCAGCGAUGACCACCCCAACCCACCUGUCUCCUGUGGAGCUGCUCUCUCCCGUGACCCCGGGCUCCCCCCCCUCUGAGAUGUCGGCCCCCUUGUCCAGCCUGGCCUCGGUCCCCUCUGUGGCCGUCAGCCCAUCUGGCGAGGAGGAGCGCCCCCUGCUGUUCACCACCCCGCCACGCCCCGACCACCAGUCUAAGAGGAACUCUGCCCACUACAACCACGGCCAUGAGGCCCACAGCCCCCCGCCCAGCCCGCUGAGGAUCGUUGAGGACGAUGACUAUGAGACCACGCAGGAGUAUGAGGCGGUCGGCGCCGCCGCCCCGGUAACGCCCAUUCCCCCGCAGAGCCUUCCUAAGAAACUCGCCAAGAACAGCAACGGUCGCCGGGCCAAAAGAACAAAGCCCAAUGGCCACGCAACGGGCCACAAAAUGGAGUCCAACGACCUAGGUAGCAGUACGGAGAGCGAGAUGGAGGAGGAGGAGGAGGAGCGUGUGGGAGAGGACACACCCUUCCUGAGCUUACAGAACCCCAUGGCGACAGGUGUGGAGCCUCUUGCAGAUGGCAGCAGGACUAACCUAGCACUCCGACUCUCCCCACAGGACAACCUGCAAGCCAGGUUAUCCAGUGUCAUCUCCAAGCAAGAUCCAGUUGCUGUAUAAAAUGAAAAAUAUAGCUUAGAAAAAUACUUCAGUCAGAUUCAAAAAGAAAUAAGUCACUAUUAAACCUUUAUUUUCUAUAAAUUAAAGUAUUUGCGGGAAAAAAAAAAAAAAAGAAUAUAUAAAUAACUAAAAAACUUAUUUUAGCGAAGUAGUGAAUAAAGUAUUUUAUAAAUAAAAAAAUGUGUACGUGUUCAUGUCAAGAAAGUGGAAUAAACUAGUAUGUAGCAAUGGUUCGCAGUAUUUCAAUAGAAAAAAUAUCAAUGGUGCCUUUUAAUUUCCGUUUGGUGUGCUUAUUGGAACUGCAUGCCUCUGGCCCAUAUAUUCAGGACUUUCAUCUCCCUGUUGACAUGUCGACUCUACUUUGAAAACAAAAAUAUCCACCAGCACUAUAGUAUGCAUUUACUAUAAUUACCUGUAUGAACUACUCACUGUAAGCUUCUGAAGCUCCAUACAAUGGUAUAAUACUGAAUCUGUGGUAUUGCUUAUGCGUUCAAAGGCAUGUCGUUUUCUCCUCAUUUACAGUAAUGCAGUCCUAACCUACUAACAGAGGUGCAUACAACAAAGUAUUUUGUGUUUAUCAAGCUAACACAACACCCAAAUAUUAUACAGGUUUUCAAGAUUUUCCCACUCACUUUUUUGGUCGAUUUUAAAUGGUAAAAUAACAUUUGAUUUGAAGUUUUUUUUUAUGCUUUUCUUGGACCGUUAGCUAUCAUAAUAGAACAUUGCUUACCAAGGCAACCAGCUAGGAAGAAUGUUGAACGUGUAAUCUGAUGAACUUGUAUCAACACAUUGAUACUAGAAGCAUGAAUGAAGUAAAGAAAGUUGAUUGGAUAUUAUUUUCAGAUCAUUGGGAAACUGUUAGAUUUAGUGUCUCGGGACAUGUGAUACAUUCAUCCCAUUUAUUGAAUGAAUGCACUAUAUAGCUGUCCUUUCCAUUAUGUGUUGCGUUCCAUAUAAUGGAACAAAUUAUUUUCAAAAGCCAGAUUGGUCAGAUGAGAAGGAAUUCAUGUAUUUAGUCAUCUCUGGUUAAGCAAUACUCUAAGAUUCUUGCUCUCAAUGUCAUGAUUUGCAAGUCCAAAUUGUGGAGAUAUGUACCAAAUGAAUGAUUGUGGAGAUAUGUACUGAAUGAAUGAUUGAAUAUAUGGCUCACGUGUUCAGUCUUUCAACAACACAUCCGUGGGUUCCUAAGUAAUGCAUUGUGGGGAUCAAAGAUAAAGAACCAUUUUGAAAUAAGGUAGAUAUCGAGAGGCUUUUCAUUUGUUUCAACUCUGUUUUAGUACAUUAGUCAACUUCUGCUUUUUUGUCCUUCCAAACAGUCAUGUAAAAUAUUACAUUAUCCAAAGUGUUCCUUUGUGUUCAUACAGUGCAUAUUUGUUUUCAGCCGUCUGACUUUGUGUUAGUAUGUAAAGUUAUCUGUGUAAUAUUAUCAACAUUAGCCUAUUUUAUUAUAUAAUAUUUAUGUUAUAUCCCAAGGAUACAUUCAGGAGUCAUGCUACAUGAACCACAUGAAAUAUGGUUGAAUGAGAAGUCAUGGCCUGUUGAAGACUGUCACCAAUAUUUUGUCACUAGAA